Messenger RNA from Eufriesea mexicana, 1379 nucleotides. RefSeq names its product aquaporin (gene AQP). Lineage: Eukaryota; Metazoa; Arthropoda; Insecta; Hymenoptera; Apidae. Gene Ontology annotation, cellular component: cytoplasm. The record is from RefSeq and is a predicted model, not a curated record. Gene Ontology annotation, molecular function: channel activity. The transcript has 5 exons. The coding region runs from base 124 to 915 and encodes 263 amino acids.
GUUUUAAAUAACAGUUAAGUAAAAUCUUGCUGUGUGUGGAAGAAAGAAAAGGUUCGAAAAACAGAUUUUUCAAGUGUUUACAUUUUGUAGUACCAUUGAAUUUACAUACGUUCGAUCAACACCAUGGCUGCAACAAUUAUAGCCAUUGCUGUGUCUACACUAUACAUUAUAUUUACGAGUCUCAUAGCUUAUUGGAUGAGAAGAUAUACCAACUAUUAUAUACGGGAUCCGUUUGUAAGGUCCCUAUUUUUAGAAGGCAUUGCAACCGGCGAACUUUGCGGAGUAUGUUUCGAAUUGAUAAUAAUUGCGGACAACUGGGGUGUUUCUAUGUAUGGCGUAUAUUUAUUUAUAUUGACGAUAUGGUGGUCCCUGAAUUGGGAAGACGCUACUGCGUGCCCCUACACGCACAUCGAAGACGUUGUUAACGGAACGAAGUCGGUGCGUGAUGCUUUCCUUUUGAUUUGGGCCGAACUAGUCGGCGGUCUUGCCGUGUUUAGAUAUGUUCAAUUACUUUGGGCACUCGAAAUCGUUUCGACGCACAAAAACAGAGCAUUCGAGGAUUGUACUACCGAUUUACAAGUACCCGUAAUAUUUGGAGCAUUUAUCGAAUGCGUGGCGACUUGUAUAUAUAGGGUGGUUUCGCGUGGUUUGAGCGAGAUAAAUUCGAAGAUCGGCAUUAUUAUUGAUUCUUUCAUUGGAACAACUUUGGUUAUCGCAGCAUUCAAUUAUUCCGGGGGCUACUUCAAUCCCGCACUGGCGACCUCCUUGAAAUACGGAUGUUUGGGAACUUCUUUCAUGGAGCACGUAAUAGUCUACUGGAUUGGUGCGUGCGCCGGUUCUAUCGCUUCGUUACGUGUUUAUAGGCUGCCGUUUGUUCAGCAGUAUGUUGAACAGUAUAAAGAGAAAACGUCUUAAGUCACUGACAAAGAGACACCGGGUCGUUGCUCGAGUUUGUUAGUUUUGUUUUUGCACGUUUCCGAUCUUUGUUUGAUUUAACUUCGUGUUUUCUGUCAGCCAUGCCACUCUACAAAGUAGUAUGUAAGUUUAUAACACGAUUGAACCUCUCAAUUGUUACAAAAAUCGCGUUUGCGCACAAACAUUUUACCUUUUAGACAGUCGCUCGGUUAGUAUAUACGUUUGUAAGACAGAAACGUUGUGACAUAUUAUAGGGUGAUGAUUGUGAUACAAUGAUAUGAGCUCAAAUUAGUGUACAGUUAUUUAUUGCGGACGAUAUAUAUUUACAUAUACACACACAUACGUAUGUGUGGGUGCGUGUAUAUAUAAUGUAUAUAAUUGUACAAAGAAAUAAAAGUUUUCUGUGUAAUUUUAGAAUAUUGUACUCUCAAGUGAUUCAAGGCGCUGAUAUUGGUUUAAAUUCU